AUGUUUGAUUCUAAACGAAGGCUCUGCCUGCAGAAUGCAGAGAAUUCUUCAAAUUACCGAGACCAAGCUCAGUAUUCUACAGAUUCUUCUGAAGAUGAGAAGCCUUCAUCCCCUUCCUCCUCUGCAGGAGAGGAUGCCAAGUUCACCCAAGGCGUCCUCUCCUCCCCCUUCUCUGAUUACUUGAUUCAGUCGUUUUUGGGGGAGGGCAUCUUUGGAGAAGUCGUCAAGUGCGUAAAGUCAGCCACUCAGGAAACGGUGGCUGUGAAGAUAAUGAACAACAACAACUCAGCAGCUGAUGUACAGAACGAGGUGGCCAUCCUUCAACAACUGCAAGCUUUCGAAUCAGACAAAUUCAACAUUAUCAGAUUCAUGGACUCUUUUAUCGACGGAGAGCAUGUUUGUCUUGAGUUUGAAAUGCUGGACAUGAAUCUGUGGGAUUUCUUGGAAAAGACACCUUUACACUUUCUCUCUGUAAAACAAAUCCAACCAAUCCUUCACCAGAUGGCCACAGCUCUGCAACUCCUGAGGAGCCUUGGAGUUGUACAUACAGACCUCAAACCAGACAACAUCAUGUUGGUGGACGAUGUAAACAAGCCAUUCAAGAUUAAGAUUAUUGACUUUGGCUUGGCCCGUUAUGUCUCUCAGAUCAAAUCGGGCUCAUACAUACAGCCACGCUAUUACAGGUCUCCAGAGGCCAUCCUGGGAUUUCCCUUCACAACAGCCAUUGACAUGUGGUCUUUGGGCUGCAUUGCUGCAGAGCUUUUCCUGGGCUAUGCGCUGUACCCCGGCAGCUGCGACUACGACAUGCUACAGCAUAUGGUGCAGACUCAGGGUCAGCUGCCACACAAACUUCUAAACAACGGCAUCAAAACCUGGUGCUUUUUCCGCAGAAACAGGGGCCGCAGACGUAGCUGGAGAUUAAAGACGCCAUUUGAAUACGGACAAGUCACCCGCAGCGAGAGCUAUUUCAACUCCCUGAAUGACCUGAAGAAGAUAAGACCAGCCUGCCAUCUGUCAAAAGAGGACACCAUGGCAGAAAGCAAAGACCAGGAGAACUUUGUGGAUUUGCUCAAGAAGAUGCUUCAUCUGGACAAUGGUCAACGGAUAACACCCGGCCAACUUCUGGAGGAUCCAUUCAUCACCAUGUGCGACCUGGCGAACAGCUACCCCGACAGCUUUUAG
Molecule: messenger RNA, 1182 nt
Organism: Sander lucioperca (pikeperch)
Lineage: Eukaryota; Metazoa; Chordata; Actinopteri; Perciformes; Percidae
Product: homeodomain-interacting protein kinase 1-like
Exons: 8
Coding region: 1-1182 (393 amino acids)
Biological process (GO): peptidyl-threonine phosphorylation; peptidyl-serine phosphorylation
Cellular component (GO): nucleus; cytoplasm
Molecular function (GO): ATP binding; protein tyrosine kinase activity; protein serine/threonine kinase activity
Source: RefSeq, a predicted model, not a curated record